This is a messenger RNA of Drosophila subpulchrella, 5081 nucleotides long. RefSeq names its product flocculation protein FLO11. Bases 914 to 4102 code for a protein of 1062 amino acids. Lineage: Eukaryota; Metazoa; Arthropoda; Insecta; Diptera; Drosophilidae. The record is from RefSeq and is a predicted model, not a curated record. The transcript has 7 exons.
CCAUAUAUUUUUGAAAUGGGAAAAGGAAAACAAGUAAAGGUUAAUGGAAAUCAGCUUCAGUCAAAGAAAAAGCAUUAACUAAAUUUAAAAAAAUGUAUAUAUAUAUUUAUUUAUAAAUAUCAGAGCAACUGAAUAUGAAAUAUUUUCGAUAAAUUUUCGCCCACAAAUAAGUUUUAAAAUUGAUAUUCUUUUUUAAAAUUGUACUAAAAGUUAUAUGCCCAUCAGAAAUUCCAAUUUGGCCUUAGGAAUUGUAUAAACAAAAUAAUCGAUCCCACUUUUUUGAAUAAAAUUCGAAGAAAAAGCCAUCGAUUGUUAUUGCCAGUGAACAUAUUUAUGAGUCCCACUGUCGGCAGACGGUUUAGCAGCUCACGCACAUUCCGGCAGUUUAUUGGCAUGCCGUAUGUUGGCCCGCUCGAAUGCACCACCCCCCUUUCCCGUUAUCCGCCUACUGCCCGCCGAACGCACACACACAUAGGGGCAACAACAAAUAAACUGUGGCUACGCAAAAUAUUUAACACGAAAACGCAGAAUACACACAAUCCGCUGGUGAAGCCAAGUGGUUGCAGUUCCCAGACGCGUGCCUCGCAGGCCACAUCGUAUCUGAUUCUGAAUCCGUUCGAGAAAGUAUCUUGUGUCCGGGGCAGUGCGUUUCUCUUUGUCACCCCCAAUCGCGCGUGGGUGUCCUGGCCAAAAACCACUCUCCCCCAACCAUACAUAUAAGUAAAUGAAAGUGUGUUCAAAAGUGCACCUAUAAAAUCACCUGGUGAUCAUCUUUAAUGGGAGAUAAUGCUUAAGAAAAAAAUAAAAUUGAAAUAAAAUUGAAAUUUUAAUGUGCGCCUGGUUAAUUGUGAAUUGUCGGCAUUCAUAACGUUCGCCUCAAUAUAGCUCUUCAUAAAAUUUAAUACAAAUAUUUAUGAGUUCUUAUUACGAUACUGGAUUGGACAGAAAGUCUUCGCGGGGCAUGAUAUACGAAAAUGAGGAGCUCAGGCUGCGCACCAUUAACAUUAAUGCUGAAGUGGAACGAGGGCAAUCGGACAUCAAGCGCCUGCGGCGGGAAAAUGAGCAACUGCGUCGGGAAAUCUGGACUCUGCGGGACGAGUGCGACAGGCUCAACAAACGCUUCAAGGCGAAGCUCAAUGAGCACGAGUUCGGUGGAUGCAGGGGCAGCGGGGGGAGUGGCGGCACCUGCCACGCCUACCGCUGCAGCGGCGGAGGCGGUGGGCGUGGGAGCGGAGGUUGUGAUGUAAACAGUGAUGACUCUGACUCAUGUGAUACGUGUCGUGGGGCAGACGACGGCCACUGCAGCGACGAGUGCUGCCAGGAGGGUGGAUCCUGUGCUCCGCUAAAGCCCCCACUGCCGCCGGAGGUGCCCAGCCACCCGUCUCCAUCCAAGAACGAGGAGGGUGGCACUGGCAACCAGAACAAGGAGCAGCAGCCCAUGCACUUCGAUCACCUGUCGGUGGUGUCCGAGGAGACCCUGAGCAACCCGGAGCUGAUGCUCGUCCAGCAGCAGGAGCACCUCACCAUCUGCCAGCCAGACCCCCACGGAUCGCAGAGCACUCUGCCCAGCAUGAUGGGACCGCUCACCCCGCUGACGCCCAUCGAACUGGUGGCCAAUCAGCUGAACGACCUGCAGGCGAUGGUGCCACCAUUGUCCUACUUCGAGAACAUCCUGACGCAGCACAUGGGCGCACGUAAUGCGGCCCAAACGCCCUCUCCGGAGUUGGGAACGAGUUCGAGCACCACCACCGGCAAGACGAUGCGGCACACGAACGGCUGGGACUACAACCUGCAGUCGCCCUUCACACAGCGCAAGUACUCCGAUAUGUCGUCGCCGUCCCGCUCGCCACCGCCGCCCGUGAGUACGAUGACCACCUUUGUGCCCACGUCGACCCUGCAGACGAUGCCCAGGAUCGCCCUGAAUGCGCCACCGCAUCUGCCGGAAGGUGGCAACAUCGAAACGGUGGCCAUCACCACGAAUGCCGCGCAACAUGCGCUCAACAGUCCGAAGCACUUCUUUGCUCCGAUCAAGCCGCGCUUGAGGCUCAACACCAAGUUGGCCAACCAGGGACAGGACCUGGAGCAGGAUGACCUACCGCCAGGAUCGCCGCCGCCGCCCCUGCGAGAUCCACCGGAUAUAUUCGUGAACAACGCCCUGGCCUCGCCCUACCAGCGACGGGUGUCUCCACAAGUAAGUCCUCGUCACCGGCGGUCCACUCACUCGCAUUGCCACGCCCACAGCCACCAGCGCAGCCGCCAACGUCCACAGCCGACCCACUGCUCCCUGCAUCGGGCGGUGGUGGAUGUGGCCGCUGCCGUUGGUUUGGGUGAGGUGGGUCCGCACCCGGGAUCCAGUGUCCUGGACAUAUACACUGCUGCUCUGGCGGCAGCCGCUGCCGCCAGGUGCUCUCCACUUCCGACGGUCCGGUCCGCGGAACCCAUCUAUGCCACAGCACAAAAGCCCGGCCACAAUACGUGCAUCUCGGCCACGGCUUUCACACAGCCGGUGAUGACCAUCACCACCCACUCCACCAAGACCACCACUUCGCCACUGAGAUUGGCCGGCAAAGCGAAGGCCGUUGGCGAGGCCAAGAGGGUGGCCAAGUCCGCGGAGAACGUCAGUCAGACGGAUUCGGUCAACUUGGAGUCGAUUCUGAACGACAUCGAGACCAUUUCGGAGGACAUACUGGCCAUCCAGUUGGAGAAGAGCAAGUCGCGUGACAACCUAAGCCACAAUAACAACAAGGACGACGAUCGGGCGAAGAAACCCUAUCGCUCCGAGAUGAAUCUGUAUUUGCAGUACGACGGCACAAAUCCGACCAUAUCGCCCGCCACAACGGAAACGGAAAUGGGAACGGCUACACCGGCAGUGACCUCGUCCAGUGAGUCGGGAAACAGUGGGAGCAGUAAGUUAGUGCGCCGCACCAGAUCAUUGGAGAGGGAGCACACCGACAGUCCUGCACCGCACAUUCCGGACCCCAUGGCACCGUUUCCCGACAAGUGCACCUAUCUGGGAUUCGAACAGGUGAAUCAGGCGGCAGGUGGGGCCGGAGUGGCCCCCCAAUCACCGAAUGGGCAGAGGCCGCCCAUUGCAGCCAAGCCGAACGUACCGCUAAAGGCACCGCCCCCGCUGCCACCCGCUCGCAGGCCAACCAUGCCCUCAGAACCACCGCCCCCGCCUCCAACCACUUCCGCUUCCGGCGUCAUCGGUCUGCCGCCCAACAAGAGCCACCUGUACAAGUCACUGGCCUCGGCGGCUGCCAAAAGAGCCAUCUUCCGCUCCUCGCCGUCGCAGUUAACCAGAUCCCUGGAUGUGGAUCUAACGGGGACGGAGGGCGAGGCGGGCGGGGAACAGGCAGCUGCUGCAAAUAUGGAUGAGUUAGCGCGGCGAAAGGCGCGACGCGUGUCCAUCGUGUGUGGAUCCGGACAGCGGGCACAGCCGGAUGAGGUGGCCACGUCCGUUACUACCCUGCCCAUGGCCACCGCCAGCUGUGUGGACCUGAGCACCGUGCUCACCCACCCGAGCAUCAAGGCCUUCAAGAUGAGUCACAGCACCCCCAGUUCGCCGCAUUCCUCGCGUCGCCGCACCAACAGCAACUCGAUGGCACCUCCGCCGGGAGCGCCAGUGGGUGGUGGACACCCCGAGGUCGGGGCCACUGCGUCGGCACCGCCCAGCACCACCCACCACCACCACCAUCGCAAGGAGGGCAGCGAUCCGGUUCCCAUGACGGCCACCGUCAGUCGGACCAAGUGCUCCAGGCGGCACUCCGAGGGCACUGUUCACACGUUGCACAGGAACAGCGCCGCCAGCGGAGGAGGAGGUGGAGGAGGAGGAGGUCACCACCACCACAGCCACGGGCACCACCACCCGCACAACGGGAUGGUGAUCAGCAGCAACCCGCACCACAGCCACCAUUCCCACCAGGACAGCAACCACGAGACGGCCACCUCGUUGUCCGAUCGCAACUCCAAUAGCUUCGCCUCCUCGCGGGAAUCCUCCACGAGCUUCAGCAUGCGCUCCAACCGCCGGAAGAUCUCGGUCAGCUCGCACACGGGCGGCAAGAUUCCGUGGUGCGGCUGCUGGGGCAACGGGUGCCUCUAGAUUGGGGAAGGGUUUCAUCAUCUACCGUCCAGGAACAAAACUCGGUGUAAUUCACUUAGCUGGCUUUCAUAAGACUACCUAAUCAAAAAUAGAAACUAGGAAGAGUUGAUCGAAAAGAUGUGUCAAAAUGUUAAUUGAAUGCAUUUAUUUUUUUUGCAAUCAGUGGAUAGAAAAACAAACGAUUCACUUUUAAAAUAAAGAAUACAAAUAUAGCACCUGUGCAAAUCAUGCAUUAAAAACAAAAUACAUUAAAGUAUUGCAUUGCUCCGAACAAUGGCAUAAAAGUCAUUAAAAAUCAUAAAAUUAAUUUCAAAUUUGUUCUGCUAGUCUGAAUUGUUAGUCAGGAAUUGGAAUCAUUGAGUAAAAUAAGUUAAAGCCAAUAUUAUUAAAUUGUCAAUUUUAUAAUAGACAAUUUGAUUAGCUUGCAUUGACUAAAAGCAAAGCUUAACAUUGUUAAACAAACGUGAUUACCAAAAAAUCAUUAUGUUCUAAAUAGUUAUAUUUCACUUUGAUUUUAUUUCUGAAUCUAGUCAGGUUUAUCCUUCUCUCUUUAAAAUUGGUUUUAAUAACAACUUUAAUAACCACCUUUUUUGAUUAGCCCAAAAGUAACCUAGGUAUUGACCAUAGCUAAGUGAAUUAUACUGUAUUCCAUUCAUGAGUGUACAUUUAUAGAUCUUUAUAUAUCCAAUUUACUUGUUUGUAUAUGGCUUAGUAAGUGUAGAUUGUUUAAGAAAAGCGGCCCAGCAUUUUGUUUCUAGAAACAAAGUACAAAACAAUUUUAAACAGUUUAAAAUUUAACCAGCGAAAUUGUUACCAAUCUUUGUUGUACAUAUUUUUGUAUAGAAACAAUUAAGUUGUAGCAUUUAAACUUUGACCUCGAACAAGAAAUCAUGUAAAUUCAAUGAACCUAUGUUAUAAUUGUUGCUGAAUUCGGAGAGAAUACAAAUCAGAAAUAUAAAAUAGACAAUUAUUUAUUAUA